Capsicum annuum is the source of this 1659-nucleotide messenger RNA. RefSeq names its product polyadenylate-binding protein RBP45. The transcript is spliced from 7 exons. Lineage: Eukaryota; Viridiplantae; Streptophyta; Magnoliopsida; Solanales; Solanaceae. Gene Ontology annotation, molecular function: mRNA binding. Gene Ontology annotation, cellular component: cytosol. The record is from RefSeq and is a predicted model, not a curated record. The coding region runs from base 113 to 1348 and encodes 411 amino acids.
GCAGAAAAUAUCUCACCAUCUAUUUUAGUUCUAUAAAUAAAUAAAAGCCACGCGUGGAUCUCUCUCUCUCCUAUCCAUACAUCCUUCUAGGGUUCCGCCUUCAGCCACCACGAUGCAACCAGCAAAUUCCAUGGUUCCACCGCCACAGCAAUACCAACAGACACAGCCCUGGAUGACUCAGCAGCAGCCGCAGUAUCAGGUUGCGCCGCCGCAGCAAUCGGCAUAUUAUUACCAGCAACCACCGCAACAAGGCGGUGUUCCUCCACCCGUUCAACAACAACAACCACCGCAGUACACCCCUGCUGCUACCGCUCCUGUUCAACCGGCUAGUGCUGAUGAGAUCCGAAGCCUUUGGAUCGGAGAUCUACAGUUUUGGAUGGAUGAACAAUACCUUCUCGGCUGCUUCGCACAAACCGGAGAGGUGAUCUCUGCUAAAGUUAUCCGUAACAAGCAAACUGGACAAUCAGAGGGUUAUGGCUUUAUUGAGUUUAUUAGUCAUGCUGCCGCAGAAAGGAAUCUGCAAGCAUAUAAUGGGACCUUGAUGCCUAACAUUGAGCAAAAUUUCAGACUUAACUGGGCUUCUCUUGGUUCUGGUGAAAAACGUGCUGAUACUCCUGAAUAUACAAUAUUUGUUGGUGACUUGGCAGCCGAUGUCUCUGAUUAUAUGCUUCAGGAGACAUUUAGGGCUAACUAUCCAUCUGUGAAGGGUGCCAAGGUUGUAACAGAUAAGCUCACGGGGCGCACCAAGGGUUAUGGUUUUGUUAAAUUUGGUGAUGAAAGUGAGCAGUUACGUGCUAUGACUGAGAUGAAUGGACAGUUUUGCUCCACUAGGCCUAUGCGGAUUGGUCCUGCAGCUAACAAGAAGAGCAUGGGUGGUCAAAGUCAAGCUUCGUAUCAAAGUUCACCUGGAACUCAAAAUGAGGAUGACCCUUCUAAUACCACUAUUUUUGUUGGGAACUUGGAUUCCAACAUAACGGAUGAACAUCUAAGGCAGGUUUUUGGACAUUAUGGGCAGCUGCUUCAUGUAAAAAUACCAGUAGGCAAGCGUUGUGGAUUUAUUCAGUUUGCUGACAGAAGUUGUGCUGAGGAAGCUCUGCGGGCAUUAAAUGGAACUCAGCUGGGUGGACAAAGCAUCCGUCUUUCUUGGGGUCGUAGUCCUGCAAACAAGCAGCAGCCCCAGGUUGAUCCAAACCAAUAUGGUGGUUAUUAUGGGUAUACAGCUGGAUAUGAAGGCUAUGGUUAUGCUCCCCCUGCUCAGGAUCCAAAUCAGUAUUAUGCAGGCUAUGCUGGAUAUGGUAAUUACGCACAACCUCAACAGCAUCAGCAAAUUUUGCAGCAUCCCCAGUGAUCUGUCCAAGGAGUUGCCGAGUGCUUCCCGGCAUGUAGUGAUGUUAUAAGCAGCACAUGAGAUUUUCAGUUGGAAUCCAGACGUGUUUCACUUUCUUAGGGUGUUUUGGGAACUCUUCUGUAGGCUAUUUCUUUGGGAUACAAAUUAUGGUUAUGGUCAACUGAUUGUGUGCUCUUUGUUUUUUGGUUACCAUUUGGCUACUUAUAUAUGAGAUCUAGAUAUACUUGAAGACCUCGGGGAAGUGUAGGCAUGUAUUCAUGUGCUUUUUGGCUAUUUAAGCUAUGCUUAACGCUUUAUUUUGCUCGUUGCUA